Messenger RNA from Pyrus x bretschneideri (Chinese white pear), 1121 nucleotides. RefSeq names its product NAP1-related protein 2. Gene Ontology annotation, biological process: nucleosome assembly. Lineage: Eukaryota; Viridiplantae; Streptophyta; Magnoliopsida; Rosales; Rosaceae. Gene Ontology annotation, molecular function: chromatin binding; histone binding. Bases 55 to 828 code for a protein of 257 amino acids. The record is from RefSeq and is a predicted model, not a curated record. Gene Ontology annotation, cellular component: chromatin; nucleus. The transcript has 10 exons.
GAGUAAAAUUAGGGUUUUGCUUUGCCUCCAGAGCUAGGGUUUUGCUUUCUCACGAUGGUGGCGGACGCGGCGAAGCAGCCCAAGCUCACUGAGCGAGCUCCGGAGGACGACGCCGAUCACCUUGACAAGGAGCUCGUGCUCUCCGUCGAGAAGUUGCAGGAGGUUCAAGACGAACUCGACAAGGUUGAUGAUGAAGAGAAUGACAAGGUUUUGGAAAUUGAGCAAAAGUAUAACGAGAUACGCAGGCCCGUCUAUGUGAAGCGGAAUGAGAUAAUAAAAACCAUUCCUGACUUUUGGCUAACUUCUUUCAUGAGCCAUCCUGUACUUUGUGAUAUUUUGAGUGCAGAAGACCAGAAGAUUUUCAAGUAUUUAAAGUCUAUUGAUGUGGUGGACUUCAAAGAUGAUAAGACGAUAGGAUACUCCGUCACAUUUAACUUUAAUGACAACCCUUAUUUUGAAGAUACAAAGCUGACGAAAACUUUUACAUAUAUUGAUGGUGAGACAACAAAAAUUACUGGUACUCCCGUCAAAUGGAAGGAGGGCAUGGGUCUUGCAAAUGGAGUUACUGACGUGAAAAAUGGAAAGAAACGACCCCAUGUUGAUGAGAGCUUCUUCAGUUUGUUUAACGAAACUGAACAUAAAGAUAUAGAUGCGAUUCAUGAUGAGGUGGUAGAGAUAAUCAAGAAUGACUUAUGGCCCAACCCUCUAAAGUAUUUUAAUAACGAGGCUGAUGAGGAGGAGGUCAAUGAAGAGGAUUCUGAAGAUGAUGAAAUGGAGAAUGGUGACGAAGAAGAUGAUGAAGACGACAAUGACGAGGAAGAUAGCUAGAUUCUUCUCGGGCCGACUUCUCUUUCAUGGAUUAUGUCUUGGUCGAUCAGCGAUAUGUACCGUUGUAGUAGGAUACAUGGGAAGAGAAGAGGACUUGUAGCUUAUUAAUCCCCCACAGCAGACUUGUCGCAUAUAAAUUAGUCUCAGUUUAUCGUUUAGGCCUUUUGGGUUUUGUUUUGGUGCGCAGAGUCGUUUUAGGAUUGAUGCAGCUGACCCCGUUUAACUGGAUACGGCAUUGUAGACGUUCUUAUACAAUUCAGUCUUAUAGCAGAUGUUGGUUUUAAAGCUUAAAA